UCUCUUUCCUUCGAAAUUGUGAAAUGGAAAUAAGGAUUCAAUUUGAGAGCCCGACGUUUUGUGACCAGGUGGCGGCUUUACCGGUCGGGCCGAGCGUCUCGGCUCGGCUUUAAUAACACUGGUUUCAACAAAAAAUAGUCUACCGUUGAUUUUUUCGAUACAACCUUCGAUACGGUAUUUCAUUCCUUUAUAUAUAGUCGCAACACACAUGACACAUUUCAACACCAUCACCACCAUUAUAGCAUACAACAAAACAAAGAGAGGAGCAAAAUGACAAUGGAAGAAGCCGAUGGUAAUAUUCCCCCACUCCUCCUCCUCCUAAUACCCAUCCUCUUCUCCACCAUAUUCAUCCUCAAAUCACAUCUCAAGAAGAAGAACAACAACAACAGCAAAACCUCAUUUCCCCUGCCUCCAGGCCCAUGGAAGCUCCCCAUAAUCGGCAACAUCCACCAACUCGCCUCCUCCGCCGGCCUAAUCCACCGCCGUCUCGCCGACCUAGCCCAGCAACACGGCCCAAUAAUGCACCUCCAGCUCGGCGAAACCUCAAACGUCAUCGUAUCAUCCCCUGAAUCCGCAAGAGAGUUCCUCAAAACCCACGACCGCAACUUCGCCCUCAGGCCGUACGUGCCGUCGGCGGACAUAAUCUUCUACGGCUCCAGGGACAUCGCCUUCUCCGGGGGAGAUUACUGGCGGAAGAUGCGGAAGAUCUGCACCACGGAGAUCUUGACGGACAAGCGAGUGAAGUCUUUGCGGCCGAUUCUGGAGGCAGAGGCGAGCAAGCUGGUGAAGCUGAUCGGUAGCGAGCCUGCUGGAGGAGUGGUGAACCUUAGCCGGCUGCUGUUGUCGGUGGGGAGCGCGAUGACGUCGAGGACGGCGUUUGGGAAGGUUCGGGAACUGGAGGGAUCUUUCUUGCCGGUGAUUCAUCGAAUCUUUCAAGCUCUUGAUGGGUUCAGAAUUGGGGACAUCUUCCCUUCCAACAGGUUGUUGCGUCUGAUCAGUGGAACAGAGAGACACCUAAAGAAGCUCCACCAAGAAGCAGAUGUCAUCCUCCAAGAAGUAAUCGAUGAGCACGUAUCGAGGAGAAGUAGAGAAACAGAGCAUCUUGAUAAAGCAGUAGCUGCAGCCGGAGAAGAAGAUGAAGAUCUGGUCGAUGUGCUCUUGGCUUGCACUGACAACCACAUCGAGGUUAAAGGCGUCAUUUUGGACAUAUUCUUGGCUGGUGGUGACACUUCCCCUGUUCUCGUGGAAUGGGCCAUGUCCGAAUUGAUGAAGAACCCGGAGAAGAUGGACAAAGUACAGAGAGAGGUGAGAGAGGUGUUUGACAAAAGAGGGAAAGCAGUAGAUGCAGCGUGCUUUAACGAACUGCAUUAUCUCAAAUCAGUCGUGAAAGAGACAUCCAGAUUACAUCCUCAUGCUCCUCUAUCUCUUCCAAGAGAAGGUCGAGAAACAGUUGUGAUCAAUGGAUGUCAAAUACCAACGAAGACGAGGGUCAUUGUUAAUUUUUGGGCCAUCGGUCGAGACCCCUCACAUUGGACCCAACCAGAUCAAUUUGUACCAGAAAGGUUCCUCAACUCUUCCAUCGAUUAUAAAGAUUAUAAGUUCUUCACUUGUGGAAACUAUGUUGGUGAAGUGGACAAGUUCGGCAAGCUAACUGGGUCGUGAUGGCAAGCGACAGGGUCCAGGCUCCGGAUGUUGUCGGGUUUCGAUUAGAGGUAAGGUGACGACUACCGGCGGUGACCGGAAUGACGGUGGGGGAGCAGGAAGAGAAGAUGCAGCCGUAGAUGGCAUCCAACGACAGAGGUGGCAGCGGUGGCGACCGGACCUUUGUUGGUUUAAUGGAAUAUAAAUGGAACAACCCAUUUGUGAAGCCAUGCAACCUUUGGAAUGGUGGUUUGAAAUUUGUGAUAAUGGCAAUGCUUUGCCAUGACAAAUUUGCCGUCAUGCCCACUCAUGAGCGAUGCAAUGCAUCGAAAAGGUGUUUUAAGUAUGCUUUAGUGUUCUUAGUCUAGAUUCUAAAGUGGUGAUAGUUUUAUCUACGAAGAAAUUUUCUAUAACUCAAGGCUUUGUAGAGUGGUGGAAAUAUUCUUAACGGAAAGUGAACGAAGUUCACGACUCUAUCAUAAUUCUAGUCACCCGUUCUUGGCCUAUCAUACAUGUACCCUAGUCCAAAAAUUCCCAACAAUCGUAAAGAAUAAUUUCCAGUACGAUGACUUGAACUGCUCUUCACAAGCAACCGGUUCCGGUCUAUGGAAAAUUUGAGAAUUUUUUAUGAUGAGUAUUUCAUUGAUGGUAGUAGUAGUAGACGUCUUUUUUCGUACUAGUCUCAUGGUGUAUUCCAUAUCUGGAAGGUAACUUGGAAGAGGGAUGAUUCGAAGAUGAGGAAGAAGGAGAAUGCUUCAUAAAAUAAAGAAAUAAGAGAAUGACAAUUACCUUUGUGUAGGUCUCAUACUCAAUGGUAUAAUUUGUCCGAUUCUCUAUUUUGACAUUUGCGAAGUCUUAGAAAAAUUUUGAUUUGUCUAAGUGGUUUGAUGGUGUGAUUAUGUCUAGUGGUUUGUGUUAUUUUAAAUCAAGGAGACAAAAGUGUAUAUACAAGGUUUGAUGAUUCUGGUAAUAGAGUCAUUAUAAUAUUUAUAUGUAGAUGACAUAUUUAUCUUUGGGAUUAUUCAAAGAUAAGAGGACUUUACUAAAAAGUUAUUGUUGUCUAAGUCCUCCAUGUAGGACAUGGGGGAGUCAAAUGUGAUUUUGUGUAUCAAAUCAAUCGGAACAACAAAGAAGAUCCCUUCUCUCAAUUUUUCUGCAUCGAGAAGGUGUUUCCUAAAUUCCAUAAAGGAAAUUUUCGUGAGUUAAAAAUCUCAAUGAAUCCAAGUAUGAAACUUAUGGUUAAUAUUGGCCAACCAGUUUUAUCAUUGGAGUAUCCUUGUCAAUUGGGUGCUUGAUGUAUGCAAUGACUUGCAUAAGGCCAUAUAUCACAUAUGGGGUAGAACAAAUUAGUUUGUACAUGAGUAAUCCUAGUUCUCAUUAUUUGACAUGAAAUGAGGAGUGUACUAGGAUAUCUCAAAGGCACAAUAUAUUGACUUAUAGUGGUUUUCCAUCCAUUUUGGAAGGAUUUAUUGAUGUUAGUUGGAUUUCUCAUGUUCGAGGUGAUACUUCAACACCGAGAUGAGUCCUCUUGCUUGAGGGAAGUGUCAUAUCUUGGGCCUCUAAAAAGCAAACUUGCAUCAUUGGUUUCACUAUGAAGUCAAAUUGUGUGAUUGUUGAGAGAUUUGGCUUAUGAUAUUCUUUCAUGGCCUAAACAAAUAUCAUUUUAUUACUAUCUUUUGUAGUAAUGGUAAUUUGGCUAAGGCAUAUAGCCAAGCGUAAAAUGGAAAGUAUAAUCUUGUCGGAGUUAUGCACGGUAAAAUCUAUGAAUUGAUCGCUCAUAGAAUCGUGUUUGUACAAAUAUGACCGGACUAGAAAUAAUUAGUUCAUCAUUUGACGAAAUGAUUAACUAGUGACUUGGUGGUCAAGUCUGUGAAAGGGAUGGGUUUUUAAAGUCCGUAUAGUUUCUGAUCAUGGGAUACCCAAUUCCCCUCUAAUAUAACGUAAGAGGCCGA
Linum trigynum is the source of this 3593-nucleotide messenger RNA. Lineage: Eukaryota; Viridiplantae; Streptophyta; Magnoliopsida; Malpighiales; Linaceae. The record is from the annotation of a GenBank genome assembly.